AUGGCACCACUCCCUCCAGCCAUCAAGAAGAUGAAAAGAUUCGAGAAGGAUAAGAAGAUAGAGAAGUCGAAGGAUAUGGUCGAGAAAGCGAUUACUGAUGGUCGCUUGGCUUUCGAGGAGAAGAAAAUGAAAAUUGAUACUGAUCAAUAUUCGCUGCACAAGCAGGAUAUGUGGAACCUCUCUCUAUGGGGAUCAAUGAUCCAUAAAACGAAAUCCACCGUAAAUAAUGGGACGUUCCCAGAUUCUUCCAUCAAGCUUCAUGAUCAUGAGGUUCGACAAUUAGCUUCAUUCAUGAAUUCAAAGUUUGGUAGUGGUGUUCGUUUCUUGGAUCGGAUCCAAACUGGCAUCACACUGUCGGAUGCUGUGGGAUAUAAAGGUUGUAGAGAACUUGAGGGAACAUAUGCUGAGUUUCUUGAGAGUUUUUAUGGGAAGCCUUUUUUGCUUUCAGGGCCUGUACUACCAGAGCCACCUACCUCCACUUUGGAAGAAAAAUGGGCUCAAUUGCUUUCAGGAUUCAAGCCUGGUUCAGUCAUAUACUGUGCGUUUGGAAGUGAAUGGAGGUUAAUCCAGAAUCAGUUCAAGGAACUGUUGCUGGGUCUUGAGUUAACAGGUUUUCCAUUUCUAGCAGCACUUAAAGCACCUAUUGGAUUUGAUUCUGUAGAAGAAGCUAUGCCAGAAGGGUUCAAAGAGAGGGCUCAUGGAAGAGGCAUUGUACAUGAGGGUUGGUUUCAACAGACAUUAAUUCUUGAUCACCCCUCUAUAGGGUGCUUCAUGACCCAUUGUGGAGCCUCAUCUUUAGUAGAAGCACUUGUGAGCAAGUGUCAGAUUGUGAUGUUAUCAAAUAUUCUUGAUCAGAUCUUUAAUGCAAGGUUGAUAAGCAGCAGCUUUAAGGCUGGUGUUGAAGUGGAGAAAGGUGAAGAAGAUGGUUUGUUUACAAAGGAGAGUGUCUGCAAAGCUGUGAAGGCCGUGAUGGAUGAUGAGAGUGAGAUUGGAAGGGAGGCUAGAAAAAAUCAUUUAAAAUUGAGAAACAUCUUAAUCAGCAAGGAUUUGGAGAACACUUACAUUGAUAGUUUUUGUCACAAGCUCCAAGAAUUACUUGGGUGA
Molecule: messenger RNA, 1104 nt
Organism: Cajanus cajan (pigeon pea)
Lineage: Eukaryota; Viridiplantae; Streptophyta; Magnoliopsida; Fabales; Fabaceae
Source: RefSeq, a predicted model, not a curated record